This is a messenger RNA of Pseudoliparis swirei, 5029 nucleotides long. RefSeq names its product death-associated protein kinase 2b (gene dapk2b). The transcript has 10 exons. Gene Ontology annotation, cellular component: cytoplasm; nucleus. Lineage: Eukaryota; Metazoa; Chordata; Actinopteri; Perciformes; Liparidae. Gene Ontology annotation, biological process: protein phosphorylation; positive regulation of apoptotic process; intracellular signal transduction. Bases 2604 to 4070 code for a protein of 488 amino acids. Gene Ontology annotation, molecular function: ATP binding; protein serine/threonine kinase activity. The record is from RefSeq and is a predicted model, not a curated record.
GUCGCUGGAGUGCGAUGAGAAAAAGAUCCUCUCCAUACGUCGGUCAGGUGGUGCAGUCGUAACGUGAUUUUUCUUAAAAGAUAGUUGGAGUUAGUCUGGGUCGGACCAAUCAACUUUCCAUCAAAACAUUCCAGGCCAAAUGGGCUUUAUAUCAGUAUUCCUGCCAUUCAAAUGCUUUAUGCGUUGUGUUUGUGUAUAUGCCUUCUGCACAGCUCAACCUUCAGUGCCAAGCUACACUCUUGCAGUCCGAAUCAGUAUUUUAAAAACAUGGCUAUGAUCUUUUAAUAGUUGUCUGUUGAAGGAAUGAGUGUUUUUUUCUUUUCUGCCCUCAGUCCCUUUCAUGCAGGUCUUAAAAUUGUUUACCUAAAUCUACCACGUUAACGCUCAACAACACAUCUUAUGGAUUUAAAUCCUUGAUGCACUUGUAUCCCUUAUGCUGGAAUUCAAAUGUGGCUGAAAGUUCUGAUCACAAAGUUGUUCCAAAAUUGUUCAUUUAUUUCCGUCCUCUAGAGUUUACACAAAGAUAUCCUAUCAAACUUAGUGAUCUCAAACUUAAUCGUCCCAUGUCUUAUCCUUCACAUUGAUGGCAUUUGGACUAUUUUGGGGAAACAAUGCUUGUGUUUGAAUUUAUAUCUCAGGAUUCAGAUAAAAUUACGAGUCAUUCCAGAUUUGUCAGUCUAUAUAAUUUGAGAUAUUGUUUUUUCAAGGGGUUUAACUAAGGGGUAUAUAAUUAAAAUGUUAUUUUAUACUUAACAGUCAUUUAAAUACUUAAUUUUCCAAAAUGUAUGUCUAAAAAUCUUAAACUGUUUUGCACCUUCAUCUGUACUUGAGUAAAGACAACAUGGUGUGUUUGGUUGGGAGAAUAUUUAACAUUGGCAUCCAAUUCAAAAACUACAUCGGAGUAUUCCUAUGAAGGACCUGGUUAUCUGACUAUUUAAUGAUAAGUAUUCUAAAUCUGUGUAUUAAGAUUAUUCUGCCUUGCCUUGUUUAAGUAAUGUUCUUGAUUUUAAACAGUGAUUUACAUUUGGAUUAUUAGGUGCAAAAAGGGAUGUAAUUUCCCCCGACUAAAACCUGCAGUACAUGCUUAAUGCUGGAAUUCCCUUUUGGAUGUAUUUGCAUUUGUUGUCCUCAGUGUGGCAGUAUAACAUGUGCCUGUCCAUUGUUUACACUAGUUCAGUUUAUCCACAGGUUGAUUUUACUUCAUUAUACAGUAUUGAUUAGAUGUUUGUGAAGUCACUCUGUCACCACGGUGGCUUGUAAUCUAUGAGGAAGUGUUCAGGAGUGUGGCAACAUCUUUCUGUCUUCCGCAUCCAGGUACUUACAGAAGACUGUUUACUCUUUAGCACUGUGACCAUAUUCUCUAUUACACUUGUUUUACAAUUUGUACUGUUAAAUAUUCCGAUAUGAACCAAUGACUUGCUUAGAAUGAAACCACAUUUAUUUUAAUCUGUUUAAAUCUACAAGAGGGGAAUAUGUUUUCUUUCACUUAGCCCCUUCUCUUGUGUUCUGAUUUAUUGUUUACGGUUUGUUAUAACUUUUUAAUAAUGUUGUCAUUUCCUUUAUUUUUAUAUUAUUUGACUCUACUUGCUGUUACCAUGUUUUAUAUUUGCUGUUAGUUACAUAAUAUCUGUUCUGAUAUUGUCAGCCUUGGCACCAUGCCUACAUGUUUCUCUUGAACCACCUGAACUUGUGAACAAAUUACAUACUUGUGGUUGUUUUAAUGAUGGAAAUGUGAAUGAAAAAUAUCUCUAAGAAGAGAUUUAAUUAGCUUGUCGUCAUGGGAGCAGGUCUUUCAUGAGACUUAGAUCAGUUUAAGAUGGAAAGAUUUCUGAGGUCCUUUCAUUUUGUCAGAGGGCUCAUACAGGUAAUGCUCAUAUUUUUAAUACAUAUAUGUUCUAAGCAUAUUUUGCAUGCAUUUUCUUGUUUUCUGUCAGUUUCAUAUUCACAUUGAAUAAGCUAUGUUUAAUUAUAUUCUUUAAUUUCUCUCUUUUGCUUUUCCCAGCAAUGUAUUGCACACAUUAAGGACAAGAUUACUUCAGAAUAUUAUAGGGCACUUCACUUUUUCUUCUUUUUAAAUCUGGUCUCUUUUUGAUUGUUAAUUUGUAGCAUUUAAUGACACACUUUUAUGUUACAUCAUUGAGUAUAUGCCACUGUAUGUUUUUGGAAAACCAGUAAAAAGACACAUUCAACAAACAACAGCUGACUGAGUGUGAUCUGACUCAUCUGCAGGUGUUCAUAAGAAGUCAAAAGAAACCGCUCGCUGCAGUAAUCCUCAAUUCCUUAAGUGUUGUUCCAGAAUAAAUGCCAGAGGUGGUCAUCUUUAUUGAUAGCCUGUCUCCCUCAUGCAUGCAGUUUCAUAAUAGCGCCAUCAGGGGGAGGGACUUCUGCAGACACAAACGCCUGAUGGUGCUGCCAUCAGUGACACAACAGAGAGCAAAGCAGCAGUUUGGUGCCUGAGCGACAGCCGAGAGGAGAACCGGUGCAAGCCGAUCGGCAGCUCUGCGUCUGACAGAAGCUCCGACACAAGGGUUGGACCCGAGGGGAAAGGGAACGAGCUGGAUAGACGAGCUUCAGUGUACACAUCAAGAAGAUAAACUACACUAAUGAAGACACCUGGCAUGGCGGUAUUCAAGCAGCAGCAUGUGGAUGAUUUCUAUGAAAUUGGAGAAGAUCUAGGAAGUGGGCAGUUUGCAAUUGUCAAACGUUGUAUAGAAAGAAGUACAGGCAUCGAAUAUGCAGCCAAGUUCAUCAAGAAGCGCCAGAGUCGGGCCAGUAGACGCGGCGUAAAAAGAGAUGCGAUUGAGAGGGAAGUGGACAUCCUGCAGCAGCUCCAGCACAACAACAUUGUCGCACUACACGAUGUGUUCGAGAACCGCACAGAUGUGGUGCUCAUCCUCGAACUGGUGUCUGGAGGAGAGCUGUUUGAUUUCUUAGCUCAAAAAGAGUCUCUCAGUGAAGAGGAGGCUACUCGGUUUAUCAGACAGAUCCUCGAUGGAGUCGAGUACCUCCACUCCAAGAGGAUCGUUCAUUUUGAUCUAAAGCCUGAAAACAUAAUGCUGCUGGACAGGAAUGUUCCUCUACCCCGCAUCAAACUCAUAGACUUUGGACUGGCACACAAAAUUGAAGCUGGGACAGAUUUCAAAGACAUUUUUGGAACCCCUGAGUUUGUUGCUCCAGAGAUAGUCAACUAUGAGCCACUGGGAUUGGAGGCAGACAUGUGGAGUAUUGGAGUCAUCACAUAUAUACUUUUGAGCGGCGCGUCGCCUUUCCUCGGCGACUCGAAGCAGGAGACGCUGGGAAACAUUUCGGCGUUGGACUACGAUUUUGACGAAGAGCUCUUCAGCAAUACAAGCGAGCUGGCCAAGAGCUUCAUCAGACAGCUCCUGGUGAAGGACACAAGAAAACGGAUGACCAUACAAGAGGCCCUCAACCAUCACUGGAUUACGUCCUGGGACCACAUAGAAGAGGAAAUCGCUGCCCGUGAGGCUGAGAAGAAAGCGGAGCAGCUGAAGACGAAGCGUCUAAAAGAGUACACCAUUCAGUCCCACUCCAGCAUGCCCCAGAACAACACGUAUGCCAACUUUGAGCGUUUUGCCCAUGUGGUGGAGGACGUGAGUCUGAUGGAGAGGGGGCUGUCCGAGGUGGCAGUAGCCCACCACACUCUGCAGGGUGAUAUCGAAGCGCUGCUCUCCAUCUACAAUGACAAGGAGAGCUGGUACAAGGAGGAGAGUGAGACUGCGAGGAAGCAUCUGUCCCAGGUCCGCUUCGAGUUUUGUAAAGUGGAGGCCACGAGGAGGCUGCUGCAGGAGGACUUGAAGUCUAUAGAUGCCAAUCUGGAGAGCAUCAGUGUGAAGUAUAGCCAUAGGCAGAGUCAGCUGGACGCUCUGAGGCAGGAGCUGAACUCUGAGCUCCAGUGGCUGCAGGAGGUGAUGGGCUCUCUGCAUCCGGACGGCGCCGACAGCAGCAGUAUGAAUACGGACGUGAGGCAUGCGAUGAAGGAGCUGCUGCAUCGGUCCUGCAGGAGGGAACUGAGCCCUGAGGCCAAACAGCCACUCACAGAGUCUGGCUAACAUACACAAAUGAAGAUACUCUUCAAUUGACCUUAAAAAUGCGGCAUUUAAAAAAUAAAAAAAAUAAUGCUGUUUGAAUUCUCAUAUUUUUUUUCAGCAGCACAAACUGAAUGUUUAUCCGUCACUUUACAUUUGUUUAUUUUUCUCAAUUUAAUGUUUUGUGUGACCUCAUUUUCAGUUAAAGUAAUAGUAGGAAUAGGAAUUUGAGGAAGUAAACUUAUUUGCUUUCUUGCUAAGGGAUCAGAAGAUGGAUAUCACUUUCACAUCUGUAGGGUAAAUAUGAAGAUAUGAGUGUCAUCAAACUCUUGGUAAGAGAUCAAAUAAGCAUAUUUCCCAAACUGUCUAACUAUUACUUUUAGAUAGCAAGAUUAUAGCCGGAAUUAUUCUAAAAUGUAAUUGAUACUAACGGAUAAUUAUGCUCUUGUUUGAUGAGAGGAUUUCUUAGCUUUUUAAUUUGAAUAAUUUAUCUUGUACAUGAAUAUCAGUUAUGGAUGGUUUUACUCUUUUCAAUGUGAUGCAUCAUAAUUUCACAUGUUUUUAUUUAUUUAUUUUUUCAUUCCAUAAUUUUGUUUUUAUUUUAUUGACUGUAUAUAUUGAAAAAAACGUUAUGUCCAUUUGUAAAGUUACAUGUGUAGUCUUUUUUUCCCUAUUAUCUAUGAUCUACUUUUCAGAGAUUAAAAUGUGCACUUUUAGAAUAAGACUACAUUUAUUUAAGUAAAGGUAACAAAAUAAAUAUUUAACUAUUUUCUUUCUUUCUUUUGAGAUGUUUUAUGAGACAUCAGGAACAACAACAAUAACAUCGAUAAUAAGACCACAUGUGUUUCAAAAGGAUAUCAUCUCUUUGUCAGUGUUUUUAGCAUCACAACAGAUAUCCCUGUGCACGGCUCACACUUUGGGCCUUUGAUGUACUCACUGACAUUAUCCACUGUCUUAACACUGAAAUAAAUGUUCUUUAUAUA